Molecule: messenger RNA, 3603 nt
Organism: Erinaceus europaeus (western European hedgehog)
Lineage: Eukaryota; Metazoa; Chordata; Mammalia; Eulipotyphla; Erinaceidae
Gene: RNF31
Product: ring finger protein 31
Exons: 20
Coding region: 187-3525 (1112 amino acids)
Biological process (GO): protein linear polyubiquitination
Cellular component (GO): LUBAC complex
Molecular function (GO): ubiquitin protein ligase activity; K63-linked polyubiquitin modification-dependent protein binding; linear polyubiquitin binding
Source: RefSeq, a predicted model, not a curated record
UAGUACUUCCUGUUCCCCAGCUCAGCCUGGCUGCCUGCCCCGGGCUGCAGUGACCCACAGCUGAUGACCCCGAGGGGCUGCGCCGCGGACGCGGUCAGGCUGUAGGGAGCAGGGCGCCAGGCAGCGCGGCGGGUGAGUGGGGGUGCGCGCAGCCUGCGUCGGGCCGAGACUGUCUCCUGUCUCAGGAUGCCUGGGAAGGAGGAGGAGCAGGCCUUCCUGGAAGCCCGCGAGGAGCUGGCGAGCGCUCUGAGAAAAGAUUCGGGACAGACGUUUGCCCUGGAGCAGCUGUGGCCGCUGCUGGUUACCUCGCUGCCGCCAGCCGCCCGCUACCUGCAGCUGGACGCUGCACGCCUGGUUCGCUGCAACGCUCACGGGAAGCCCCGCAACUACCUCAGCACCCUGUCCACGGCCCUGAACAUCCUGGAGAAAUACGGCCGAAACCUGCUCAGCCCUCAGCGACCCCGGUACUGGCGCGGAGUCAAGUUUAAUAAUCCCGUCUUCCACAGUACGGUGGAUGCUGUGCAGGGGGGCCGGGAUGUCCUGCGAUUGUAUGGCUACACGGAGGAGCAGCCAGAUGGCCUGAGCUUCCCCGAGUCCCAGGAGGAGCCAGACCAUCACCAAGUUGCUACUGUCACACUGGAAGUCCUGCUGCUUCGAACGGAGCUUAACCUGCUGUUACAGAAUACCCACCCAAGACAGCAAGCGCUGGAGCAGCUGCUGAAUGACAAGGUUGAAGAUGAUAUGCUGCAGUUCUCAGAGUUUGCCCCUCUACUGAGAGAGAUUGUUCCUGCCUCCCUCACUACACCCUCCGCCCCAGGUCCCACUCCAGGCCCCUGCUUCCUCUGUGGUUCCGCUCCUGGAACACUGCACUGCUCAUCCUGCAAACACACCUUGUGCUCAACUUGUGACAGUCUGUUCCACAGCCACCCAUCCUGUGCUCUUCACCUCCGCCAGACUCUGCCUGCCAUCUCCCAAGCUCCCCAGCUGACCCCUAGCUUGCCAGUCUCAGCUCCAGCACGGCCUCAGUCAACCUCCCUGCUGGUCCUGGGAGACAAUUCUCUUUCUUCCCCUGAUCCCUCAAUCACCCGUCUACCCUGGCAGUGCGCUGCUUGUGCCAUGCUAAAUGAACCUUGGGCAGUGCUCUGUGCGGCCUGUGAGCGGCCCCGAGGCUGUAAGGGGUUGGGGCUGAGGGUCGAGGCUCCCCAAGGAGCUGGAAGCCAAGAACCUGAGCUCCCACGGGAACGCUGGGCCUGCCAGAGCUGUACUUUUGAGAACGAGGCUGCAGCUGUGCUGUGCGCCAUGUGUGAGCGACCUCGACUGGCUCAGCCUCCCAGCUUGGUGGCAGAUUCUCAGGAUGCUGAUGUUUGCCUGCAGCCCCACCAGGAGAAUGCUUUGCUUUCUUCUGCCCAGACUCGAGUCUGGUCCUGUGUGCACUGUACCUUCUGCAACUCGGGCCCUGGAUUGGUGUGUGCUAUGUGCAAUCGGACUGGCAGUUCCAUCCCAGGACAUCACACCCCCUGUCCCCAAGCUAAAUCUUUGGAGGAGGGACUCAGAGAACCAGGGCCUUCACGAUGCCUCAGUGCCCCACCACCCAGUUUUUGUGGAGACCUCGAGAAGCAACACCAAGACAAAAUGCGGGAACAGGGCCUUCAGCUAGUGAAGAAGAUUCGGGAAGGAGAAGCCGCUGGUGCCUGUCCCGAGGAGGUCUUCUCAGCACUGCAGUACUCGGGGACUGAGGUGCCCCUGCAGUGGCUACACUCCGAGCUGCCCUACGUGCUGGAGAUGGUGGCCGAAGUGGCUGGCCAGCGGGCCCCUGCACUGGGCGCCUUUUCCUGUCAGGAGGCCCGGAAAGCCUGGCUGGAUCGUCACGGCAAUCUCGAAGAAGCUGUGGAAGAGUGUGUGAGAGCCCGGCGUAGGAAGGUGCAGGAGCUCUGCUCCCUGGGCUUCCGGCCGGAGGAGGGCUCUCUCCAAGCAUUGUUCCAGCAUGGGGGUGACGUCGCCCGCGCCUUGACUGAGCUACAGCGCCAGCGCCUAGAGCCUUUCCACCAGCGCCUCUGGGACACUGGCCCUGAGACCACCCCUUCGUGGGAUGGACCAGACAAACAGAGCUUGGUCAGACGACUGUUGGCAGUCUAUGCACUCCCCAGCUGGGGCCGGGCAGAGCUGGCACUGGCGCUGCUGCAGGAGACGCCCAGGAACUAUGAACUAGGGGACGUGGUGGAAGCCGUGAGGCACAGCCAGGACCGGGCUUUUCUGCGCCGCUUGCUCGCCCAGGAGUGCGCUGUGUGUGGCUGGACCCUGCCCCGCAACCGGAUGCAGGCCCUGACUUCCUGUGAGUGCACCAUUUGUCCUGACUGCUUCCGCCAGCACUUCACCAUUGCCCUGAAGGAGAAACACAUCACAGACAUGGUAUGCCCUGCCUGUGGCCGCCCGGACCUCACUGACGACACACAGUUGCUCAGCUACUUCUCGACCCUCGACAUCCAGCUUCGGGAGAGCCUGGAGCCAGAUGCCUAUGCGCUGUUCCACAAGAAGCUGACCGAGGCUGUGCUCAUGCGGGACCCUAAGUUCUUGUGGUGUGCCCAGUGCUCCUUUGGCUUCAUAUUUGAGCGUGAGCAGCUAGAGGCAACGUGUCCUCAGUGUCACCAGACCUUCUGUGUGCGUUGUAAGCGCCAGUGGGAGGAGCAGCACCAAGGCCGGAGCUGUGAGGAUUUCCAGAACUGGAAACGCAACAAUGACCCAGAAUACCAGGCCCAGGGCCUGGCCAUGUACCUCCAGGAAAAUGGCAUCGACUGCCCCAAGUGCAAGUUCUCGUACGCACUGGCCCGAGGAGGCUGCAUGCACUUUCACUGUACGCAGUGCCGCCAUCAGUUCUGCAGCGGCUGUUACAACACCUUCUAUGCCAAGAACAAAUGUCCAGACCCUAACUGCAGGGUGAAAAAGUCCCUCCACGGCCACCAUCCCCGAGACUGCCUCUUCUACCUGCGAGACUGGACGGCUCUCCGGCUGCAGAAGCUGCUGCAGGUCAGGGCCAGCCAGCCUGACCGCUCAGAGAGGAGGCAGGGUGCAGGGUGGCAAAAAGGGCAAGGACUCCCAGCAGAGGGACAGCCAGGGAAAGCUAACACACCCUCAUCUGCCCCUCCUCAGGACAAUAACAUCAUGUUCAACACAGAGCCCCCAGCAGGGGCCCGGGCAGUCCCUGGAGGUGGCUGUCGAGUGAUGGAGCAAAAAGAAGUUCCCAACGGACUCCGGGAUGAAGCUUGUGGCAAGGAGACUCCCACUGGCUAUGCCGGCCUCUGCCAGGCACACUACAAAGAGUACCUCGUUAGCCUCAUCAAUGCCCACUCACUGGACCCGGCCACCCUGUAUGAAGUGGAGGAGCUGGAGACGGCUGUGGAGCGCUACCUGCACGUGCACCUCCAGCCGCUGGCUGGGGAGGAGGCCCCCAACUACCAUGCCCGCUUGUUACAGAAGCUGACCGAGGAAGUGCCUUUGGGACAGAGUAUCCCCCGCAGGAGGAAGUAGCUGAGGGCAAGGCCCUGGCAAGGGUGCCAUUGACUCCCUCAGGAACAGCGCCAGCACCAAUAAAGAGGCAUCUCCUUG